Molecule: messenger RNA, 5659 nt
Organism: Dromaius novaehollandiae (emu)
Lineage: Eukaryota; Metazoa; Chordata; Aves; Casuariiformes; Dromaiidae
Gene: SOAT1
Product: sterol O-acyltransferase 1
Exons: 17
Coding region: 399-2048 (549 amino acids)
Biological process (GO): cholesterol efflux; cholesterol metabolic process
Cellular component (GO): endoplasmic reticulum membrane
Molecular function (GO): cholesterol binding; cholesterol O-acyltransferase activity; fatty-acyl-CoA binding
Source: RefSeq, a predicted model, not a curated record
CGCCGGUGCGGGCCCGGGCCUGCCCCCCCCGAGGGCCCUGCCCGGCGGUCGGUCAGAAUUCGGGGGCGACGGCGGCGCCGCUGCCGCAUGCGGUGGGAGCGACCCCGGGCUCGCGCUUGGCCGAAGCUGGGCCCUCACUGGGGUUUCAGCCCCCGGGUCUGCGCUUUCUAGCAGCAAAGAAGUACAAAUCCGAGCAGAUACGGGAUUUAAACCCGGGACCGCGUGCUUGUCCGGUGGUUUCGGCUUCAGGAGGCUUUCCAAUUCAGAGCAGGAGAGGAUCUCAUGAAAUCCCUCAUUCUUCGUAUCCAGCUCAGCAUGGGUUACGUUAAUGUUCGAUCACGUGGAACUUCUCUGACCCACAGGUGCGUCAUACUGAGCAUGGAGUCAGCUAGACAACAAUGGCUGGUGAAGACUGUGUAAGAAAACGCCAGUCUGGCUCUGCUACAACCUACAGGACUUCCGAGAAUGAAGAAAUGCAGAGGAGACCUGAGGGCGAGAGGUCAUUUCAAAAUGCAAGCAAUGGCCGAGUUGAUGUCGACCAUGUGAUAACAAGGAAAAUGCAGCUAAUAGCAGAAGCUGAGCAAUUGAAGCCAGCUUUCAUGAAGGAGGUGGACAGUCAUUUCACAGAAUUUGUGAACAGUUUGGUGGCAAAAUCAGCGCUCCUGGAUUCUUCAUCUUCCCUCUUUCCGGCUCCUUGCUCGGAGAAGGACCUACCCAAAGCCAAGAUUGUGAGAGCCCCUCCAGAACAUGGCAAGAUCUUUACUGCCAGGAGAUCCCUCUUGGAUGAACUGUUUGAAGUGAGUCACAUCAGGACAAUCUACCACAUGUUCAUCGCUCUUCUCAUUGUCUUCAUCCUCAGCACGCUUUUAGUAGACUUCAUUGAUGAAGGAAGGCUGGUCCUGGGAUUUGAUCUCUUGGUGUUUGUUUUUGGAAAGUUUCCUGUUGUUUUCUGUACUUGGCUGUGCAUGUUCUCUGCCACAGUCAUCGUUCCGUACAGCCUCUUCUUCCAGUGGGCCCAGGGCUACUGCAGUUCCUCCCAUCGUGUAAUCCGUUCUCUCUUCUAUGGGAUGCUGUUGACGCUCUUCCAGACAGUUGGCCUUGGGCUUGGACCAACCUAUGUUGCUGUAUCGUAUGCUCUGCCUCCAGCUUCCCGGUUUAUUGUAAUACUGGAACAGGUUCGUCUUGUUAUGAAGGCUCACUCAUUCGUCCGAGAGAAUGUUCCCCGGGUCUUGUCCUCUGUGAAGGAGAAGUCCAGCCCUGUACCUGUUCCCCGAAUUACUCAAUACCUGUACUUCCUCUUUGCUCCCACCCUCAUCUAUAGAGACAACUAUCCCAGGAAUCCCACAAUAAGAUGGGGAUAUGUAGCUACCAAGUUUGCACAGGUGCUUGGUUCGCUUUUUUACGCCUACUACAUCUUUGUGAGACUCUGCAUUCCUCAGUUUCGCAACAGUAGUCAAGAAACGUUUAAUCUUCGAGGGCUGGUCCUCUGCAUCUUCAAUUCCAUUCUGCCAGGUGUACUGAUUCUCUUCCUGGUUUUCUUUGCGUUUCUUCACUGCUGGCUUAAUGCAUUUGCUGAGAUGCUGCGCUUUGCAGAUAGGAUGUUCUACAAGGACUGGUGGAACUCCACUUCCUAUGCAAACUACUACCGAACCUGGAAUGUGGUAGUACAUGACUGGCUUUAUUACUAUGCCUACAGAGACUUCCUUUGGUUUUUUGGUAAGAAGUUCAAAGCAGCAGCUAUGCUGUCUGUCUUCACUGUCUCAGCUGCUGUGCACGAAUAUGUCCUGAGUGUCUGCUUUGGCUACUUCUAUCCAGUUCUCUUUUGCCUCUUUGCGUGCUUUGGAGGGGUCUUCAACUUCAUCCUCAAUGACCGUCGGAAAGGGCCCAUCUGGAAUGUGAUCAUGUGGACGUCCCUUUUCCUGGGCCAAGGUGUCAUCAUUUGCCUCUAUAGCCAGGAGUGGUAUGCCCGCCAGUACUGCCCUCUGGAAAAUCCAACGUUCCUGGACUACUUAAAACCACGAUCAUGGUCAUGUCAUGUGCAGAUGUAAAAGUGGUAUGCUCUGGCUGCGUCUUCACCACAGAAGAUCAGAGUCGUCCUUCAAGUGUUUGGACCACUGAACUAACUCACUACAGACUUUUUUAUAAAGGAAGCUAUGCCUCCUGAUUACUGGGGAGAAAAUGUAAUAUUUUUUGUAACUUUACCGAGGCAACCCAGUUGAACUGGAUUGCAACAGGCUUCACAGGCAGCAUCUGGUGCACACUGUCCCAAUCUGAGCCAUUUCCAUGCCAGUAAAACAUUGAGCUGAAGAUGGAGUCUACUUGGAAUCUUACUCAUGCAGGUGUCCAAGUUGCUGCUCUUCUGGACAAUAGAUGCUCUGGUCAGAUUUGCUAGUAGCUCACUGUUGGCCUCCGUCCAUCUAUCUUAGCCAUCUCUUUCCAGUUAUUUUUCCCUUUUGGUAAUGGAAAGUGUCUGCAGAACUUGUAUUCUUUGUGACCCUGUUUAGUGCUAUGGCACUGACAAGUGGCAGAGCAACAGAUUAUUUGCAUUCUUGCUGUGAAAAUAGCCAAAGUAUUCCUGGAUGGCUUUGAGAACUAUACUCAUGUCAGCUGCCCAGAGAUUUAAAAUGGGUAGAGGAAGAGGAGAUUGUCAGCUUACUUGUGAUUGCGUUGGAGAAUGGGUUCUUUCUGGCUUUACAAGAAUUUGCUAUCUUCAGAAGCAGGGCAUGGUGUUUGCAGUUUUUAUAAGUACUUCUUUCUCUUUUUUUUUGUCUACUGAAAGUCCUGGUUUUCUUGGAUAAGUCCAAUCUCUGUAUUUAAGUUUCCAACUGACUUAUAUACUUAGCAUCUUUGUGCUCUGAAGGUCCUGUGACUUGAGGGAUAGUGGUGUUUUUUGUUGUUCUUUGGUAGCUCUUAUUGUUGCUCUAAGAUGAUCAGCUCUCUUAAUACUUUUUUUUACAAGUUAAAGAGCUUUUGCUUCAAUUAGGCAGCUGCUUUAAGGUAUACAACUUGUUAGGCUUUCUUUAGUGAGAAAGCUCUGAAAUACUAUGACCCAACUGUAAGAAAAUGCAAUUGAUUUUACAGGUACUUAGUGCAUUCUCCUUUGAAAUGGCUUCAUCAAAUCCAGUGCCAGCAGGUCUUGGUGCCUCUUGCCAACAUGCAUUGUAACAGCUUCUCACACCCUGUCAAUGGGGAGUAAGGGUAGACCCAGUGGCUGGAGUCAGAGCUGCUUUUCCUUUCUUCUGUGUCUGCUCUUGCAUCAGGGAAGAUUUCAGGUGAAGAUCAGUUUUCUAGGUGUUACCCUCUCCUUCCAAAGAGGGAGGACACGAUCCUGUACAUACUGUUAUGGGGAGAAGUAUAUAUGAAUUUGUGUCAAUAUCUAUUUUGCAGCAGCAGUUACCUGAUCUAUCAGGCAGAGUCCUUUCAGUUUUCUUUUCUGUGCUUAGGGUUUGACAGAGCAAGAUUGUAAAUGCUAUUCAGGUACGUGUAUCUCCAGUUUUACUGCAGUCCCAGCACCCAUUAUUGGAGGGGGAGGGUAACAUGAUCAUAGGUACCUUGACUUUGAUCAGAGGAAUUUCUCAAUUACUCAAACGUUCUUUAUUGGUGCUUUUCAGUAAUGGCUUUUUCUUACUGACCUUCAGCCUAGAUAUUGGAUACCAGUGUCGCUGGGACUCUUGAUGAACUUCUCUCAAUCCACUCAAGACUGUCUUUUAGGCUACUGUUUUUAUUAACCUCAGUCAAAAAAUAAUUUCACAGAAGCUAGGUGAUACUUCAACUCUUCUUGGUUUUCAGUUUUCUGUGAAAAAUCCUGCUCUUCAGAAAGGACAUCGAUUGUGUCAGAUUAAAUUUUGCCAAAUCUAGGCUUUGCGUAUGUGGCUCUCCUCAAAAACAAAAAACAAAAACCCCUCCUGCUGGAACUUGUUUGCUGAAACAGUUCUGCUAAUUCCAGAGGGAGUUUAUGAAUAUAGUUGAACUUGGCAGUAUUAAUAUAUAAAAUCCUGAGAGUGAGAUGGAUUACUUCUCAUUCAGUUUGAAUAAUCCUAAUUUUUUUUCAGGUUACCUUUGGGAGAGGGGGAAGAAAUCUAGACCAGUUAAGGAGUCAAUCUAAACCCAAGCUUCCUUUAUUUUUUUAUAUAUAUACACGUAUGUAUGUAUAUGUGUGUGUGUAUAUAUAUAUAUAUGUAAAAAACCCCAACCCCCAAACCCUUUGUGGCCAAACAGCUUUGUCACCUGCUUAAUAGAGGGUGAAUGCAAGUCCAGUACUCUUGAGUCAUGGUGCUCAAAACAAUUAAUGUACAGAUAUAAUUGCACUCAAAUAGGGUGUGAUGGAUUGGGUACUUGAUUUUUCUUGAUGCCUUUGUCAGGUCUCGCUACUAUCUCAGUGUUCUCAAAAAGAGAGAAAAUCGUGGCAGUUUAUGCCAAGUAGUGGUGUUUCCCUUACAGCUGGCACUGUGCCAUAUCCCUAACGGAGAAUCUCAGCUUUUACUGUGUCGGCAUCCUUUGUGUGUGGAGCCGAAGGGCUUGAGCGUCUGGCAAGCAAAACCCAACCAGAAAGGGAUGCUCAGCUGUUGGAACUAGUCUUAGUUUUUGAUGGGGGGAGGUUUUUAGCCUUGUAGAUCAAGGCAUCUGGUAACUGUGCUGUUAAGGCAUUAAGAAUUUGAGAUUACUUUCAACUUCUUUGGGUUUCUUAAUUGCCUUUUAAUGUGGGCUUGUUUUCAUUUUUCUGAUAGUACUGGAGGGGAAAAAGUCUUUUGCACAUUGCUUGUUUAAUUAGAGUCAACUCUACCAUGUUUGUUUGAGAAGAGUUUUCUUAGGCUGUAGGUGCCAGAGCCAGCAGUAUGGUAUUUGGGCCAAUAACUUGGAUGUUGAGUCUCACAACCUGUCCUUUUCAAAUUCUUAAUAAUAAUGGUAUAUACUGUUUCCUGCGGUUCUUACCAGCAUAUUGAAGAAUUGCAAAGCUUGCUUCCAUGGUAACUCGGCCUGUUUUGAAGUGGGAGAAGCUUUCAGUUCUGGAAUGGCAGCCAAGACAGCUGCAGCUCUUUGCUCAAUAACAUCAUAAAAACCAGUAUUAAUCUGGUGAAACAUGUUCCAGUUUUCAUGCAGAUAACGGUUUGUUCUCAGGAAGACUGAACCUGUGCAGGAUCUUCAUGCCUAGUACGUCUUUUCUGUUGGGAUAUUUGGCUUCCAGUCUCCAAAGUGGGAACGGUCCUGCGCCUGAGCUGUUAACUGCUAUCUUGUGAGAGCAUCCAGAUAAGGCUGCGGUGGGAAGGGGGGAAUCCUGGUAUAUUUUUUUAAUAUGAAACGGUGUGGUUGACAUGAGGCAGUCCACCUGUUUAAUGGAAAACUGAAUUGUUUGGGCUCCUGAAUGUAGCUGGGCCGGCAGGAUGUCCAGACCAGCGCCAAUAUGCCCUGGGAGCGAGCCCACGCGCUCUCGUGGUGCCUCUGAGCCAGCUGGCUUCGGCCUCACCUCCGCUUGCAGCCGGCCCAGCUCCCUGCUUCCAGGGCCGAGGACGGACCACGUGGGACCCAGUGGCUGGGCCUCGGGUGGCUGCUGGCGCAUCAACGUAUGCAACCUGUACCACGUUCUGUCCUGCAGAAGAGCUGUUUAUAUAAUCUACUGUAUUCCAGCAGUUGAAAUAUAUUUUGCUAUUAGGGGAGAAAA